AUGGUCCCAGCUUCUCUGAAACUGGCAGCUAUUGCUCCAGUUCUGAAGAAGCCUGGCUUAGAUCCUGAGAAUCUCGCAAAUUAUAGGCCCAUCUCUAAUCUUCCAUUCCUUGCUAAACUGUUGGAGCGGUCUCUGCAGCUACGCCUGCCACCCAGUCUGUCUGGAUCAGGGCUGGAGGACUUUCUGGUGGAGAAAACAAUGAAAACAAGGCUGAAGAGAGUGGCGUGUUUAGAGCAGGAGGUUUUUGUACAGCCAGUAAACCAGUUUGUAUCACUGUGGUGGACUUUUGGUGGAGGAACCAAACUGUCAGUUGGAAGUGUGGCUGCGCCCACCCUCACGGUCCUGCCCCCCUCCAGCGUGGAGCUGCAGCAGGGGAAGGCCACACUCGUGUGUUUGGCCAACAAGGGCUUCCCCUCAGACUGGAGGCUGAGCUGGAAGGUGGACGGGAGCAGCUGGAGCUCGGGGGUUAGCCAGAGCCCCGGGCUUCUGCAGAAGGACGACGGCCUCUACAGCUGGAGCAGCACCCUGACCCUCCAGGAGGACCAGUGGCUAAAGAAGACAGUGACCUGUGAGGCCACCAAGGACUCCCAGACUCCUGUCAGCCAAACCCUGAGGAGAGAGCAAUGCACUGGGCAGUGAGCGUCCACGCGUGUGUUGGAGCUGCUAGAGCUCCUCUUGAUUUUCAGUGAGCUCAAACAUGGCUCUGCUUAAUGCUCUGAUCUUCAUCUCAUCACUUCAUCAUCACAAUAAAGAGUAUUAGUUUUAAUAUCUACAGUCUUUCAUUGUUUAUUGUGUUAUUCUCUUUCUUUAUUUCUUUUAUUGUUUCCAGCAUCAAUAAACAUGUAAACAUUUCUUUGAUCUGUAAUUUCCUGGAAUCAAGUUUGUUUAUUUCUCUUCUAAAAAUAAAGCUUAUAGAUUUGAUUAACUGCAA
Pygocentrus nattereri (red-bellied piranha) is the source of this 931-nucleotide messenger RNA. RefSeq names its product immunoglobulin lambda-like polypeptide 5. The record is from RefSeq and is a predicted model, not a curated record. NCBI's taxonomy places the organism in Eukaryota, Metazoa, Chordata, Actinopteri, Characiformes, Serrasalmidae. The transcript is spliced from 4 exons. The coding region runs from base 1 to 639 and encodes 212 amino acids.